UGAAUUUUGACACCUUUCUUUUUUCGCAAAUUCCUUUUUCUUGUCUCAAUUCAGAUUUAAUAUUAAAAAUAACCGAGUACACGCGUCGCCGCAUUUAUAGCACCCAUCAAGACUUUGUUAUUAAUGAGCGGACGACAAGAUGCCUGGGCAAUGGCUGCCGCCGCAGCCGCUGCAGGCUCUCCCACUGUCAACCAAACGAGUGGUCGGAGUUCGAUGAGCUACGGCCGGACGACUCCAUCGAACAACGUUUCUAAUUCCUUUUCCGGGUUUCAGUCACAGCAAUUCGCAAAUCUUCAGCAGCAGCAGCAGUCAGUUGCUGCCGCCUAUUUGCAACAGCAGCAGCACUUGCGGCAACAGCAAGAACAGCUUGAACACGAACAACAGCAACAUCUUCACCAGCAACAACAACAGCAGGCUCGGCCAGACAUGUCGGAAUUCCCAUCACUAGGAAACCCGCCGGGACUCACAAAUAUGACUGCUGCCCAGCAGCAGCACCAAGCCGCCCAGCUGUACCGCACAAUUGCCGGCGCUCGAUCCGACCGUUCAUCUGGCCAGACGCCCCGCCCGAACUUGACCCCUGACGAUUUCCCUGCGCUUUCGGGCCCCAACGACCACGGCGCUGUGGGUUUUGGUGUGGCUCCAGGAUCUGCAACCGGUCUUGGGCCUGGAAGUUUGGCAGACCUUGCUCCGGGCGCCGGCGCCAUCGAUCAGGGGUCGUCGCAGGCUUUGAGUUCCGGCCAGACAGCAACAGCGGCGGUAUCGACGAACGGCCUGGAAACGACCUCGUCGUACAAGCCGCCGACGGCUAACCUGGCCAAGGUUGCCGGCAGCGUGGGUGCCCAGGGCUCGAUCGGAGCGGCCGAUCGCUUUGGCAUGCUCGGCAUUUUAACGACCAACGACUACGGCUUCGACGUGGCCAAAUUUGGGCUCCCUCUGCCCUCAGCCGGGCUUUUAUACCCGACAUUCGGCUCGCCAUGGACGGACCAGAGCCAGGCAUACGGCCUUAUUGAACCUGACUUUAAGCUGCCUGCUUGCUACAACGCCAGCCGCCCGCAGCCGGCCAAGACCAAAAUCACAUCAUUCAUGGACGAAACGCUGUUUUACGUUUUCUACACAAUGCCCCGCAGCGAAAUGCAGCUGGUCGCCGCCGAGGAGCUGUACCGGAGGCAGUGGCGGUACCACAAGGAGUUGCGGUUAUGGUUGACUAAGGACCCCGACUCGCCAUCAACUGCACGCUCGCCGCGCGGCGAGCAAAGCGUGUUUAUCUUUUUUGAUCCUGGCGUCUGGCAGAAGGUUAAGAAGGAGUACAUGGUCAUUUACGAUAUGCUUGAGGAGCGCACACCCCUGAGCGCUACCACCGCUGCAGAGUCUGCCAGCGCAUUCCGGGGAGGCGCGCAGUCAGUCCCGCCCUCGUUGCAGCAGCAGCAAGGAAUGGGAAUGGGAAUGAAUUCCACCAGCAUUGAUCAGGACGGAUCUUCCGCUGCGGCUGCUCAGGCACAGAUGCAAAACCUGCUUCGCUUAAGUAACGCCAAUACCUCGCAGCAACAGCAGCAGCAACAGCAGCAGUUAAUGAUGAUGCGUCAGCGCCAGAUGCAGGAGAAUAUGCAGGCUUCUGGCCGAGGCAUGUCUGGUCAGCUGGCGUAUUCCAACGCGCAUAUGGCUGAUUUGAGCUCGGCGGCAAUGUACAAUGCUGCGGCCAGUGUCCAUGGUAUGGCGUCGCAGCAGCAGCAGCAUAUGGAGCCAGCGUCUUCUGUGUCGCAGCAACAGCAGCAGCAGUCAACGCCAGCUAACGUUGCUGAGGACGUGGCUGCCGCAUCCAUGGCAUAGCUUUACGACGCGAGAAAUGAGAAAUGAGAAACUAAUAAACAUUAUCACACAUACACAUACAA
Molecule: messenger RNA, 1889 nt
Organism: Kickxella alabastrina
Lineage: Eukaryota; Fungi; Kickxellomycota; Kickxellomycetes; Kickxellales; Kickxellaceae
Exons: 2
Coding region: 124-1827 (567 amino acids)
Biological process (GO): regulation of DNA-templated transcription; nuclear-transcribed mRNA poly(A) tail shortening
Cellular component (GO): CCR4-NOT core complex; P-body
Source: RefSeq, a predicted model, not a curated record